Molecule: messenger RNA, 1494 nt
Organism: Acanthosepion pharaonis
Lineage: Eukaryota; Metazoa; Mollusca; Cephalopoda; Sepiida; Sepiidae
Source: the annotation of a GenBank genome assembly
AUGCCGACAGCUUGUCUUCCAACAAAUCCAUUUCUUUUCCACUUUUUCUUAAUUUUAUUUAUUUCUCUCGCACAUCUUCCUACUCCCCUUUUUUGUCCACUCUUAUUUUUUCUCUCUCUUUCACUUCUCUCUCUUUCCCUUCUCUCUCUUUCUCUUCUCUCUCUUUCACUUCUCUCUCUUUCUUUCUCUUCUCUCAUUCUUUCUUUUCUCUCUCUCUCUCAUUUCCGACCCUUUUGUUCACAUUUUCUUUUUCUCAUUCUCAUCCUCUUGUCUCACGCCCUACAGUCAGUCAGUCUUUCUUUCUUUCUUUCUUUCUUUUUCUUCUCUGUGACUCUAUCUUUAUUUUCUUUCUUCGUUUUCUUUAUUUUCUUUCUUCGUUUUCUUAUCAUUCUUCUUUAUCACUCUUUUUGUCUUCUUUCUUUUGUCUUCUUUCUUUCUUUCUUUUCUUCUUCUUCUUCUUUAUCACUUUUCUCACUUUCUGUUUUUCCCUCAUCCCCUCGUCUCCCUUCCUCUCCCCUCUUUUUCUCUCCCUAUCUCAUUCUUAGCUAUCGUUUUUUCUUUUCUCGACCUCCCUACGACUUUUCUGUAGUUUUUCCUCCACCUUCUCUCCGAUUCUUUCUCUUUACAUUUUUCUUUCUCUUCUUUUUCGCGCUCUAUCUUCCCGUUUCAAUAUAUUCUUCUUCUUCUUCUUCUUCUUCUUCUUCUUCUUCUUCUUCUUCUUCUUCUUCUUCUUUUUCCUUCAUUUACUUUCUAACUCUCUUCUCUUUCUUCUCCUAUCUUCACUAUUUCGCUUCUCUCUCUCUCUCUCUCUCUCCCUUACUUCCUUCUUUCCUUAACCACAUACACUUGCUCUUCUCUCUCUACUCUACCCCCCGCUCUUCAUCUUUCAAUCCUUCUCUUUCUCCUCUCUAUAUUUUUGAUCACGUGUUUCCUUGUCCUUGCACACUUUCACAUCGGAUGAAAUUUAUCACGUAUUGUUUUUUUGUUUUUUUCGACCGGGCUUCCUUUCUCUCCCCACCCAAAAGUUUCUCUCUUUUUCUAAAUUCGCAUCUCCCAUCUUUCAAUAGUGCCUUUCCGCUGCCACUGUCCACUCACAUAAACAAUUACUCUUUGCAUCUGUUCCUAUCUCUCUCAUUUUCUCUCUCUCUAUCUCUCAGUCUGUUCAUAUCUAUCUAUCAUUUAGUCUCUCGUUCUUUCAUUCUCCUCUCCUCUCUCAUUCUCUCUCUCUAUCUCAAUCAGUCCCACUCUCAUUAUUUAAUCAAUCAAUCAAUCAAUCUAUCUAUCUAUCUAUCUAUCUAUCUAUCUAUCUAUCUAUCUAUCUAUCUUAAUGAAUUCAUCAUUUUUCUUUACUUCUUCUACUGGUUUCUUUACUUUGUUCUUUCGUUUUCCAUUCUCUCUUUUUUUCUUGUUUUUGUUUGCUAUAAUAUUCCCUUCUUUCUUUCUUUCUUUCUUUCUUUCUUUCUUUCUUUCUUUCUUUCUUUCACUUCGCCUUAG